AUGCGUGUUCACGAUGCUAUGAAAAGCGAAGAGGCCAACGAUGCCGCCUGGGAAGCAGCCAGAGGAGGCGUUGCAGGUGCUGUCAAGUGGGGAAUUGGUGCAGCGGUACUGGGUGCUGCUGGAUACCUCUGGUCGCCGCUAUAUCGAUCCAUGACGGUCCAAUUCAAAGUAUAUCUACAAAUGUGUGGCAUGGUGCCAGGAGCUAUGAUUGAGGCCGACUCACGACUCAGAGCUUAUGAGCAGCGUGUGAGAAUGGAGAGGAGAUUAAUGGGCGAUAGGGCUAAGUGGGAACGUUAUGAAGAGGAAUACCUCAAGGGUUCUGGCAAGUAA
Messenger RNA from Fusarium coffeatum, 330 nucleotides. RefSeq lists its product as uncharacterized. Lineage: Eukaryota; Fungi; Ascomycota; Sordariomycetes; Hypocreales; Nectriaceae. The transcript has 2 exons. The record is from RefSeq and is a predicted model, not a curated record. The coding region runs from base 1 to 330 and encodes 109 amino acids.